GUACGACCGCCACCACGUAUCACAACCCGCCGCUGCCCGCAUCGACACGCGCACAAUGGUGGGCAUUGUGCUCCACGCGCUCGCCGCUCUUGGUAUCGUCGUACUCUUCUACGCCGUGUACACCGUGUGGGACUUUGUCUCUCUUCACUUCCUGCUCCCAGCGCGACCGCUCACCCGCUAUCGCCGCAGCGGCCCCGACCCGACCUACGCCCUCAUCACCGGCGCCAGCGCGGGCAUCGGCCUUGGCGUCGCCCAGGAGCUCGUCCGCAACGGCUUCGGCGUCAUCCUGCUCGGUCACUUGGCCGAUGAACUGGACGACGCGAGGGGCAUACUCGAGGAGGCGUCGCCCGGCGCGGCGGUGCGCACCGUGGUCAUGGACGCGAGGACGGCCACGCCUGCCGCCAUGGAGCAGCUGGUCCGCUCCUUGGACUCGGACUCUUUGCGCGUGUCCAUUCUCGUCAAUAACGUCGGUGGCAAUCCCGUUGCGCUGCCGCCGCUGCGCGACUUGUCGACGUAUUCCUGCGCCGACGUGGACAUUGUCAUGGCCCAGAACGCGCGCUUCAUGGCCCGCCUCACCGCCCUCAUGCUCCCCCUGCUGAGCCGCACGCCCUCGCGUCCUGGCCAACGGUCGCUGAUUCUCAACAUGAGCUCGGCCGGCCACGUCGGGACGCCUUAUCUCGCCAUGUAUGGUGCCACAAAGGGCUUUAACCUGUCCUUUAGCCGUGGCGUGGCCCGCGAGCUCAGCAUCAACCGCGCGACCCAGCACGUCAACUGCCUGGCCAUCAUCCCCGGCGACGUGUUCUCCCAGGGAAACUCGCGCGGCGUGACGCCCAAUGCGCCGCGAUGGGAUGCGUACGGGCGCUGCCUGGUGCGCACGGUGGACGGUGCCGUGCGCCGCAACAUGAGGGAUUUGAGCCCCUACUGGAAGCAUGACCUGGAGCAGCGCAUCAUGCCCUGGCUGGACGAGGGGACUCUGACGACGGAGGUGACCAAGGUGAUACGGCGGAAGAAGGACGCGUGGGAUGAGUUCUUCGACAAGACGCGUUAGUCUGGUGACGGAACCUCGUCAGACCUCGUUCUUGACGCUUCCUGUCGCCGUCAGCCCCCCCUCAUCUCAUGUUGUCGGCCUGUCUGUGCCAAAGUAUGUCAGCCAGUCCUCGAUGACCUGAGCCACGCCCUCUGCUACCAUGCUGUCUAUUACAUCCCGCUGCCAGCAAACAUCCAGCACCAGGUCUCCCCGCUCGACCGCAAUCACACAAAGCGAAAUCGCCGC
This is a messenger RNA of Purpureocillium takamizusanense, 1273 nucleotides long. RefSeq lists its product as uncharacterized. The transcript has a single exon. Bases 56 to 1048 code for a protein of 330 amino acids. Gene Ontology annotation, biological process: fatty acid elongation. The record is from RefSeq and is a predicted model, not a curated record. Lineage: Eukaryota; Fungi; Ascomycota; Sordariomycetes; Hypocreales; Ophiocordycipitaceae. Gene Ontology annotation, cellular component: endoplasmic reticulum.